Prorocentrum cordatum is the source of this 212-nucleotide messenger RNA. NCBI's taxonomy places the organism in Eukaryota, Dinophyceae, Prorocentrales, Prorocentraceae. The record is from the annotation of a GenBank genome assembly.
GCGGCAAACUUCGAGGGCAUGGCCGGGCUCAACGGCGGGCUCCAUGGGCGACCGCGGGCGGGCGGCGGCUGCAAUGGCGUCUACAGCGGCGCCUACCGCGGCGCCGACGGCCGCGCCGACUACGGCCGCGCCGACGGCAUCACCGAUGGCUGCGCACACGACAUCAUCGACAGCGGCGACGGCACCGACAGCGGCGCCGCCGGAGCCAACAG